Paramuricea clavata is the source of this 1049-nucleotide messenger RNA. NCBI's taxonomy places the organism in Eukaryota, Metazoa, Cnidaria, Anthozoa, Malacalcyonacea, Plexauridae. The record is from the annotation of a GenBank genome assembly.
CAACGUGAUUACUGCUUAUAAAUUAUUCACAUUUUUAAAAUAUAAUUGAUUUCGUUUACAAAUGUCCUUGACUUCUCCCGUCACAUAUAUCCGGGUGACUGUGGCUUUGUAAGUUUGCCAGACUUCUAUUACAUUAAUUGCAUGUAUAGUAGGCGCAGUGUCCCACUGCAGCAGGAAAAAAAUACUCGCCGCUAAUGAGGCCAUUUUCAAAACUGUGUACUAGUCGAAAUAAACAGAUCCAAGCCGAAAUAAAAAGAUCCAAGCAGGAGUAUUGCCAUUUUGAACAUACAAACUGAGUAAAUUUUGCCUUCAUUUCAAAAUCACCAUCGAACAGAAUGAAAUACAAGCUAAACUACGCAUGCAUAUAAUAAAAUAGCUACUGUACAGCCUACAGCAGAUACUGAGAAUAACACGUCACAGAAACUAUAGAUCAGACGGUGUGGCUACGAUAGAUCAGUCUAGUAAAAUAUAAAACGAACAAUUUUGGAUUGCAUUACAAUUUGCAAGUGGGUAAAGGAAUGGCAAUAGACACGUCCCGAAUUGCUACGUUGUCCGCCUCGAUUUCAAACUAUUACUUUGUGUAAACUCAAGCAUAGGGCAUUUGGGAAUUGUCUAUUAUUUUCAUUGUUAUGUAGUUAGGAGUCUUGUAUCUGCAAAGAAUAGUGAGAGAUACAGUUUUAAUUAAUGCCUUUGGCCCGUUGAAAACACAUACGGAUACCAAUCAAUUCAGAAGUAUACCUAUUAAAUUACAAUUAUAAUACUAAGAAGGUCUAAGAACUGUACUUACAAAGAGAGAUUCGUGCUCGUCGUCGAAGAAGGGAAACCGAAAUCCAAUAUUUACGCGAUCAGAACUACCAUCAUCAUUGGUCGGUACCGAGGUAUCUCCGUUCUCAGGUCCGUAAGGAUAGAAAUCGUUAAGUUCUAUACGCAUGUAAACAACUUGGAGAACGUUAAGGAAAACAAAAGCCAAUACAACAGACUCCAUAACUGUAUUCUGUCCUUCUAUGCGUUCAGGAACGCAUUCCAAGAAAUAAUACCUAUCAUAUUAC